AUGGCACUGGACGCGUCAGUCAGUCAAGACAAGGUGGUCAAUCCUGCUUCUGAAGGCUCAGCUGUAGACGCGACGAAAUUGGACUCUGGGCUGCGGUACUGCACCGUAUGUAGCAAACUACGAAUACCGGUGGCGGACGACCACAAAAUGUGCACAUCAUGCAGGGACAAAUACAGGCGGUAUUAUCACGAGCGGAAGAAGAGACCGAAGCUUGACGAUGCGGGAAAGAAGCCUGACCAGAACGUAGCUGCAGCUGUCAGCGCUAAGCUGUCCGAAUCUGAUGCGACCACACCUGACGCGGCCAGCGCGCAUCCAUGUACGAGAUGCCAGAAACCUGUCGCUGGCGGUGGGCGGUCCUGCGAACGGUGCAGAGAGUACUACAGAACGCGGCACCGCGUGCGGAAGUCUAAGAUAGACUCGGGAAAUUUAGGUGCAUCAAGAAAUACUCCGGACUUUGCGCAGAACAACACCAUUCCUUCCGGGAAUUCGGAUGCGAGCCUCGCGAAUGAAGUACCUGCCGAUGAAGACGAUGCAGCUAUGGCAUUUUCCGACGCGCAGAUGGAGCACGAGGGGAGCGAUGACUCUAGUGAUGUCUACGAGUAUCAGUGGGAGACUCAGUUGUUCCAAACCCUGAAGAUUCUCGUGAAACGCUCUUCGUUGAGUCAGGAGCGCCUUUUCUUCUCGGGCUGCUAUGCGAUCCUGCGAGACCCCCAUGUGGACUGGUCCACCAGCGUCCAAAAGACGGCAGUUGCCUUACGAAAGCUCACCGGUCUCCGCUUUGCGGUCAAUCGACCAGUUUUUUCCCGGCGCGACGCGAAUUACUAUCGAUGUAUGUACAUAUGCGAGUGCAGGAAACCAGCCGACGUCCCGCACGAUAUCCAUCCGUCACAGGAUGAUCAGUUUCCUACCCCGCCUGCUCCAACGAUAGGCAGUCCAUGCCGCGGCUUGGUAACAAUAUGCGCGCAGUACGACGACAGGCAUCCGUCCGGUCUUCCGGGCGAGAAGAUCAUCAUUCGAAUACACCACCCCGCCUGA
Molecule: messenger RNA, 1035 nt
Organism: Gloeophyllum trabeum ATCC 11539
Lineage: Eukaryota; Fungi; Basidiomycota; Agaricomycetes; Gloeophyllales; Gloeophyllaceae
Exons: 4
Coding region: 1-1035 (344 amino acids)
Source: RefSeq, a predicted model, not a curated record